Molecule: messenger RNA, 855 nt
Organism: Rotaria sp. Silwood1
Lineage: Eukaryota; Metazoa; Rotifera; Eurotatoria; Philodinida; Philodinidae
Source: the annotation of a GenBank genome assembly
AUGAGCCAAAAAGAAUCGAAAAAAAAAUUUUAUCGUGUGCCUCGUAUGCUCGGUGCUCUCAUGGGCGCUCUCUUAAUUAGAAUUUGGGAUCAUCUUAGUAAGAUAUCAAAAAACAGUCAAACGACAAUAAUCAUAACAAUUCAUUACAUUGAAGAAGCAAGACAAGCUGAUCGAGUUGGUCUUAUGCGAAGUGGUCGAAUGUUAGCUGAAGAUGAACCAUUAAGUUUGUUAAUUAAAUAUAAUCAAACGAGUUUAGAAAGUGUUUUUCUUCAUUUAUGUGUUGAAGAUCAAAAAAAUGUUCUAAAAAGUUCUUCACAUAGUAUUAAUCAGGAUGAUUUAACGAAUAGUGCUUCUAAUACUAAUAAUGAGAAUAUGCCUUCGCUUGAUGUUACUACUGGAGAAACUCCUCAUUCUGAAAUUCCUGUAUUACGUGCAAAACGAACUGCAGUAGAUUCUUGUAUUUGUCCUCAUAUGCAUAAAAUUUACGCAUUAAUGGUUAAAGAUUUAACAGCAAUCAAAAGAAAUAUUGGGUUUUUAAUUUUUCAAUUUUACCUUCCUCUUGUACAAAUUUCACUUUUUUGUCUUUGUAUUGGUCGUGAUCCUCAACACAUUCCAAUGACACUGUAUAAUAGUGAAGCAAUAAAUGGAUAUCCUACAGGAAAUUUAAGUUUACAACUUUUAAGUAAAAUAAAUCCAGAACAAAUUCAUUUUACACCAUUUUAUGAUUUGAAUCAAGCUAUUGCUGCUGUUAAACGAGGUGAUUAUUGGGGUGUAACUGCUAUUAGAUUUAAUUUUUCGGAAGGAAUCAAAAAUAAGUCGAUUAAUUUCAUUGAAAAACAGAUUCAUCAACAUUAA